Aphanomyces invadans is the source of this 1168-nucleotide messenger RNA. RefSeq lists its product as hypothetical. The record is from RefSeq and is a predicted model, not a curated record. Lineage: Eukaryota; Oomycota; Saprolegniomycetes; Saprolegniales; Verrucalvaceae. Gene Ontology annotation, cellular component: Golgi apparatus; endoplasmic reticulum. Bases 1 to 867 code for a protein of 288 amino acids. The transcript is spliced from 11 exons. Gene Ontology annotation, biological process: protein targeting to membrane; peptidyl-L-cysteine S-palmitoylation. Gene Ontology annotation, molecular function: protein-cysteine S-palmitoyltransferase activity.
AUGGCGAUUGCUGUGGUGGCGCUGGCUCUACCGUUGUGUCUAGUGGGGCUGGUGUACUGCGUCGACCCGACAAAGAGUGGCAACCUGAGCUCCCUCCACCGCCUCGUGCUCGAGGACUUGCCGGCAUUAACUAGCGCCGCGCUGUUGAAGCUUUGUGGGCCACGUAUUCACAGUGGAGUGGUCGACUCAGUGGAUUACGUCUUGUAUCGACCGAACCCGCUCAUGCAGAUGGUGUACUUGCACUUGGUCAUUGGAGGAUACGCUCUUUUUGUUAUGUUUGCUCAACCAUUGCUGCCAAACGUGUACUUGUCAUACAACCACGUGUACUUCACAGGAGGGGCCGCCUUGCUGGCAUUGCUGACGUUUAUUCAAGCUAGCACUGCGAACCCUGGCAUCGUUACCAUGCGCACGAUGGCGGAGUACCAGACGUACAAUUUCGACGAAGUCAUGUACAAGACAGCAAAUUCGUGCAAGACGUGUCGCUGCAACAAGCCGGCUCGAUCCAAGCACUGUUCUGUCUGCGACAUGUGUGUUGCUCGCUUCGACCACCCCUGGUUGAACUCGUGUGUUGGGGAACGCAAUUACCGCUACUUUGUGCUGUUCAUUCUGGUAAAUGCUGGUCUGUGCGCUUACAGCGCUGUCGUUCUCUUAUACACACUCUUAGGCGAGGUGGUAGCUCUCCAACUGUUCGAGUCCAAGUACAUCAACCAAGCCACGGGGGAACCCACGGACGCAACUGUGUGGAUCGUGACUCGAUACGUCAUUUACCUGUAUCCCGUUGUGUGCAUGCUCUUUUUCAUGUGCGUUGUCAUGGGUAUGAGUCCGUGCGUACCGAAUGAAGUUGCUCUGAUGUCGAGGAGGCUGUAGGAGUUGCCUUGAUCGCUUUUUCUGUCUUUCACGCCUACUUGAUUGUUUCGAAUCGCACCACGAACGAGUUCUUCAAGUAUGUUGCACGUGGGUGGCGGUACUUGCAGAUUGCUGCCGUUAGGCAGAGAAGCAUGACAGCAAACGCCCAAGCUACCGCGAAGUCGUUUUACAGCCAGUCAGUGGCUCGAAAUGUGGCCGAGGUGCUUUUUCCACGAUGUGCAGCGCCAAAGGCCAUGAAACAGGACUAGAAAAGUGCCGAUUUCGCCAAUGUCUAAGAGAUUCACUUCAUUUUGAGCUGGUC